Messenger RNA from Solenopsis invicta (red fire ant), 6420 nucleotides. RefSeq names its product inositol-pentakisphosphate 2-kinase (gene Ipk1). Gene Ontology annotation, biological process: inositol phosphate biosynthetic process. Gene Ontology annotation, molecular function: ATP binding; inositol-1,3,4,5,6-pentakisphosphate 2-kinase activity. The coding region runs from base 3355 to 5175 and encodes 606 amino acids. The transcript is spliced from 7 exons. The record is from RefSeq and is a predicted model, not a curated record. Gene Ontology annotation, cellular component: nucleus. NCBI's taxonomy places the organism in Eukaryota, Metazoa, Arthropoda, Insecta, Hymenoptera, Formicidae.
AGUUCUGAAACAAUGUUACCACUCUGUACUCGUACGAUUCCCUCAAAAGAGAUACAUCGGGUACAACACGCUGCAGCUCAACGGUAACACGUUAAUAAACUAAUCAACCCUCUACGGUGUCGUUUAAAGUUUAGCGUAUGCGCGGCGCGAGAUGCGUUACGCCAAUCGCACCUAUCACCUUCUAAGCUUCGGCAUAUGACGAAGCGUAUAUAAUAAGAUAACCGUCCUUGUAACGAGAUUAUCAUUGUGCGCGACGCGCUACUGACUCUCCUAAGGUAGCUCGCUGCUGACAAGAGACAAUUAUCUUUCAAACGCCGCGCACGAUCGUCGCGCGAUGGCGAUAUACUCGUAUAUUGGCGAUGGUUCGGCUAACGGUAAAAGAUGCGUCCUAUUACUGGCCAACGAGUGGAAAAUAACACCGUUAUCGGUUAUAAGUUACAGCUUGCUCCAGUUUUAAGUCGUUAUUAAAGACGCCUCCUCCUUGCCGCUCGUAACGAGGCGCGACAGAUAAGGCUAGGUGCAUGAUAAAACACCGAUGAACGCGACAAUUAUUGCGUUUUAUUUUAAUUUUCGAAAUGCAAUCUUCGAUCUAUGUAUCGUAAUCUAUGCCGAUCGUCAUCGCGCUCGGGGUAAACUAAUAUUACGUACGUUUUUUGCAUUGUCAUUGAUCUCGUAAUCAGAAUGUUGUUAAGUGAUUUUCGAUAAUCCUUUAGCAUGUUGUCUCGAAUGAGAUAUGGUGAUUUAUAGAAAGCGAGAGAAUAAACGAACAAUCUCAUAGUAAUAUUGAUGAUCAAAUAAACGAGACUCUAUUCAGAAAAGAUUCCACUCUCCGUGGAGCCAUGACAAGUUUAUCACGCGCAACUAAAGAUCGCAUAUGGCACAUAAUUUUUCAAUCACGUUAUACACCACACAUUGUGCGAUAUCGUGCGAUAAACGUUUCCACAAGGUUCUCGCGCGAUUCUUCCACGUGUAAUCGUUGCUUGGAGCGUGAAAAUUAGAAAAAAAGAACCUUGGUCUCGGAAAGCUUACGCACGUUUCUGACGUCAUAAUUUUGGCCUAUCGAUGCGUCUCCGUCUCCUUUCGACUUAUUUGCAUCUCGAUGGCAACGCGCUCAUUAACGCGACGCUUUCGAAAGUUCGCGGCCGCAGUUCUCUUUUUAUUACCGGCAUAAAUGACUUCAUUCGCGUGACUCAUCGUCUCGCGUCUAGCGUACAGAGUAUACCAUAAGCGUACUAUAAUCGCUGAGACUGACUGACGCUGAAAAAUCAUACGACGUGGAAUGGGCGAUUUCGCGAGUUCCCGAAGCGCGACCAAUGUCGGCAGUGUCGCUUUCCAAGCAUUGGACCGCGGACGCACUCGGGGCUCUCCGGGCUCUCCCGAAACCCUCCAGACUCUCCGGCUGUCAGAUCUGACGAUUUUAAGCGUCCGAUUGCACAAGAACCACUUUACGAGCGUACUUUUACAUUACCACUCGAGGGACGGCGCGCGACAAGCUUGACGAGUCUAUAAAAUUCAACAGGUUAUUCGUCAAUAACCAGCCUAGUCCCGUAGCUACAUCGUUAAUAAAAAUUAAUAUUUCUACCUAUCUAAUAACGUGUUUUUAUUCUGAUGAAAUUCGACUGAUCGAUACGUCAUCGAAGGAAUCCCUCGUCUUUUUUUUUUUUUAUCUUUCAACGAGAUGAGGUAUUUCCUAACCGAUCGAAUCACUCGCCACAUCACUCACGAGAGACAUUUAUUCGUCAGAGUGUUAUAGCGCGCGUCACUUCACGAUGAGUAAUAGCGUAACGCAAUUCUAUAACUCGGCAUCACCGCGCGAGUAAGGUUCACGAUAACUUUGUACGCAAAUAAUAUUUUUUCUCUUUAUACCAGAGAGAGAAUAUCAAGUGAUUCGUUGAAUUAUACUUUUACGUCUACUAUAAGCCUCUUUUCUUCGUCGAUGGACAACGCGUCUGUAUUGUAUCCUAACGACUGUCAGGCGGUCGGCGUUCCUUGCAAUUACGUGGUCAUUGGCAGCGUGUAAUUACGUCACUAGAGACAGAAAGGCUUCGAACGUAUCUAAAAGGCGAGGCGGUUUCUAGUGUGAGAAAUUCGUAUUCCUGAAUAAGGAGUUUACGUAACUCAAAGCGGCAACGCGCGCGCCGUGGUGAGGGAAAAACAAACGGCGCGGCGCGGCGCGGUGCACGGCUAUUUUACACAAAUUCGUUUCGUGAAUCUAGCACGGGAGAAAGUGUUGCCUCUGCUGACCGUUUCAUUAGCAUUGUACACGUGUGACGACACGUCGUCGGUGGACACUGUGUAAGCCUUCUUCUCCCAGCUUACGCGCCAAAGAGCAAAGACCAUCUAUCUUCGUGGCUCGAUAUUAAAGGAAAAGAGUAUGCGUUUCUGAUGUCAUUGAUCGGUUACUGCUGAUCCUGUUAGGGUUAAGGCCAAACUCGCGGCGAUAGGUCUUCCGUGAAGGCUAAUAUCGACGACGACGGCCGAUCGCCGCGCUCUCUCGAGCGUUGCGAAAUACCGUCGUCGCGCAAUCUCGAUAGCGGAUCGAAAUCGAUCGACAUUUGAAUUUCCACGGUUGCACAGCAAUAUGAAACGCCGCAGCGGCCUUUGUCCGACUUUCACCGGCUCCCGGAGUCGAGUGAUUUUUCUUCGACGACCGCGUUGCUACCGGUAUCGACGAUAAAGUCGAGCUUAAGGAAAUGUCAUGGCUGCGCAAAUCUUGACCGACUUGAUAUCUCGCACGGUCGCGUCUUACGUCAGCGUGGACCUACAUCUUACGAAUUAAGAUAUCGAAUUGCGGCACAAAAACUUUGCGAGUCACACAGUUCUCUCGUCACCGCUUCGCGCUUUCAAGACACUUUCAGCUCAAUUCUGUUACGUGCCACGAUCUCUCGUUCUACAGAUAUAUAUUUAUAUUUUCAAAGGUUUCUUACAGGAGAAGGCGAUCACAAGUUUUUAAAUUUUUAUAUUUAUUAAUAAUUUAAAAAAAAAACAGGAUGUCUGAAGCUGGGAUUUGAGAUUCUUUAUACGGGCACGAAAGACUUUUACGAUAAAACGCAAUUUAAAGCUGUGUUUGCACUUCUGCUUCUCCUCUCGUUAGAUAAAUUUCACUAUUAUUUCCGUAUGCGAAAUCAUAAAUUUUUAUAUAAGUUCCAAACUUCUUUUGUCCUUUUUUAACGCUCUCUAUAUUCUCUUUCAAAACGGUCAACCAAUUUACCAUUGUACCAUUAAUAAGUGUGGCAUAUUUUCCAAGAGAAUGUUAUUGGCGAAAGAAAACUUGGCAAAUUUUUCAUGAAACUUGGGGAAAAAAUUAACUAAACGUUUCUUUCUUUGUCUGCUUACAGAUUUGACGAUACGUUGAUGAGAAGCGGCGAAGCGUUACAUCCGAAAUCCAUCAUGUUUUUCUUAGAAGCGACGGCUGCUUCCGCCGGAGAUCCGAGAGAAGAAUCAUCGUUCGAUUCCGAGACGAGUUUACCCCUUACGGCUCUCGCCUUGGAAGAUGCGAUUUACAAAGGAGAAGGAAACGCCAAUAUCGUUAUCGCGCUGCCAGACGACCACACGGUAAUACGAUUCCGGAAGUCGUUGCCGGGCGAGGUUUCACCGGAUGGCGGCAGAACACGCGUGCAACGGGAGGUGGGGUACGCCAGAAACGUGGUUUCCUGUUUUUUAGGCUCUUAUAUGCAGAUCCCCGAAAUCGUUCGUUACGACGCGGCCGACAUAGCCAAAUUGUCGGACGCUGUCCGCCCUCUCCGACCAGAGAAACGCCGACAUAAGGAAGUCAUGGACACAUACGCCUUGAAGUUUCCAGAUUAUACGCUUUUGGAUUUACAAUUGGAUCGUGAUCAAACCAUUUUCCGAAGCCCUUCGACGUUUUGCGUGGAGAUAAAGCCGAAGCAGGGAUACUUACACGAGAUGGAGCAAAAGUUUUCAAGAUGUCCAUUUUGUCUCAACCAAUAUGCCAAGUUGCGGAAAAAGAGUAUCACCGCUCGCAGCAAUUAUUGUCCGUUCGAUCUGUUUUCUGGGAUGAAGACGCGUAUGAAAACCGCCAUAAAGGAGCUUUUGAAAUCGCCGCAGAACAAUUUGAAAAUCUUUAAAAAUGGCUUUGUCGUCUAUGAUGAAACGUCCUCACCGAACGAUCUCGGGAACGUGCUGGACGAGUGGUUUCGGAACGCGACGACGGAGCGUGGCGAACGAGCCGGUCACAUUGACGAGUUCUGCAAUUUGGUUUGCGCCGCCCUUACGCAGCCUAUCGCACAAGAGCAGCUGAAACUGCCAGCCAUUUCCCCUUCACAUAAUUUUCUCGUACCCGCGAAUCAAGCUCCAACGACGUUUGGCGUUCCACUACGCACGAUCGCGAAAGCCGAAUGGUACCUUCGCCUUGCGGGAAAGAAAUGUAAUUUUGUUGGCAACAAGUUGCCAAAGAAUUCAGUGCUGGAGCGAAUGUGGAAUAUGCAGCGAUUAUCUUACGUGGACAUCAAUUAUAUUUACAACAUUUACUCCAAAUGUGCAUCGCUACUAAAUGAUGAUAUGAUAUAUUCUGACUUGACAAGAGUAAAUAAAAUUUGUAAUGUUUUUAAUGUUUCACUCGAUAAACCUAAGAAGGCAGUACAAAAAAUAGAAAUCAUAAAGGAACACUUUCAAACGCUUCGUAUUACACAAGAUUAUGAUGAUGAUGAUAAUGAUGAUGAUGAUGAUGAUGAUUAUUUUAAUAGAAAUUGUAAUGCCAGUUCAGAAUGUAUCUUAUCUGCUAAUACUGACAGAACGUUCGUAAACGAUGGUCUUGUAUCGCAAACAGAAAUUAGUUCCAACCUAGAUUCGUGCCAACCACUUUAUGGAAAUAAGAGCCUGCAAAAAACUAGCAAUGAUGAUGAGCGAAAGGCAAAUAUGCAGAUUACCGCCGAACAUUUGUCAGCGUUGCAAAAUUACCUUUUAUUUGUCACGGCCAGAGAUUGUUCGAUAUUAAUGACCUUCCGCGAAUUGCAUCCGAAAGAUGCGUCAAAGAUGCCCGUGGAAAAUAUAAUAAAACUUUCGGAGCAACAUUACUUUUUAAGUAGUGUCAGAGUCUCGGACUUGGAUCCGAAAAGCGUUCAUUCCAUCGAAAAGCAUCAACAACGAGAUGCGAAUAUUUUUAAGUCUGUGAUUUCUUUAUUGGAAGAAGAUAUUCUUUUUACGAAUAGAUAGUUAUCUAAAAGAGAAAAGCGCUGAUACAGUAUUUAAUAUAUAAAGAAUCCGUUUAGAACAGAGAAAGUAUGUGCACUUAAUUGACGAUACGCUUACCGAUCAUGAAGCAUGCCAUUACUUAUGCGAAUAUGUAUAUGUGGCGUUUGUAAGAAAGAUAUUGAUGCUAUCAUUCAUUAAUCACUGUGUUAAAUUGAACAUUUCAUUUCCGCAUGCAUAAAAAUGAUUCAAUGAACAAACAUCUUUUAGAAUUUUACUUAAUUUUUCUAUUUUUAAGACAUCUACAAACAAUAAGUAGAAAUAUUACAAAUGCAAAUUUUAAUGACUUGUUGAUAUUUCUUUGCAAACUAUUUUAUAAUAUAAUGUUAUUGCUCACAUUAUAUUUAUUAGUGCCAUAUUGCGAUUGUGUGCAUAAAUUUUUCAAAACGAGACAAGAGAUUUAUGUAAAAUGAUAAAAAUGUUAUAAUAUUAUAAGAUUUGACGUUCGAUUUAAAAUAACUAUUUUGCUAUGUACAAGGACAUCUCGUGUUAAAAGACUGACUUUUAUAUGAAAAUGAAAUUAUCACAUUGUUCAAUUUAAUAUUAUUAAUGUUUCUUAUUUAGAUUAAAUAAGGAUUGUGAAACAAAAUAUCUGACAAAGACACAGCAUAUAGUACAAAUUUAUAACUUAUAUCUUAUGAAAAUAUAAGUUAUGUCUUGUGAAGAAUUAAAUAAUUUGUCAUAAAGAUAAAAAAAUUAAUAUUUUGAAAUAUCUAAACAAAAGUAUUAAAAAUUUUUUAUAUAUUCUUUAUAAUCUGCACGCAAAGAGAAUUAUUAAAAAAAAUAUUUUUUGCUGAUCAAAAUUGAGAUCAACAUUUUUAAAUUUUUAACAAUGAUGAAAUUCUUUAUUUUAUAUAUAUUUUGUAAGCCAUUUAACUUAUUGCUGUGACUUUCUAGUGAUGUAAGAUUUUUUUCAUUAAAAAAAUGAAUGGAACUAGUCAAUGAUAAAGAAAAAGCAAAUAUUUCAAAAUUGUUAAAUAGACAAAGAUAAGAAAUUGAAAGAAGAAAGUCUUUUAAAAUUGGGUGAUUAUUCUAGUGAUUAUCUUAUAAUCAUAAUGCCUAGUACGGGUGAGUGUUGUGUGAUAAUAGUUUUAAACAAUACGAUGAAUAUUAUUUAUCUUAUACACGUUAUUAUUAUGUUUGUGUCUCUCAAACGUGAGUGUCAAACAUUUUACGUUAUUUCUUAAUAAAUAUUUAUGUAAAAAAUGA